GGUUACCACUUUUGUGUUGUCUUUCUUUUUCUUUUUCUCCAUUUUCCAUUUAUCGACCCCUUGGGUGUAGCUAAUUACUUUCACGAUUUUCAAAUCCAAUAAAGUUUUAAUUUGAUGAAGCUUUUUUUAAACCAUAUAAUAUAAAUAAUGGGUGGUCGUAAACCAUGUUGUGAUGAGGUUGGAUUAAGAAAGGGUCCAUGGACAGUGGAAGAAGAUGGGAAACUAGUUGAUUUCUUAAGGGCACGUGGCAACUGCGGUGGUGGUGGAGGAGGAUGGUGCUGGAGAGACGUGCCAAAACUGGCGGGGCUAAGGAGGUGUGGCAAAAGUUGCCGUCUCCGGUGGACUAAUUAUCUCCGGCCAGAUCUCAAGAGAGGUCUUUUUACUGAAGAAGAAAUCCAACUAGUCAUUGAUCUUCAUGCUCGCCUUGGCAAUAGAUGGUCGAAGAUUGCAGUGGAGUUACCAGGAAGAACAGACAACGAUAUCAAAAAUUAUUGGAACACUCAUAUAAAGAGGAAGCUUAUAAGAAUGGGUAUUGAUCCAAACACACAUCGUCGAUUUGACCAACAAAAAGUCAACGAGGAGGAAACGAUAUUGGUCAACGAUCCAAAGCCUCUGUCUGAGACCGAGGUAUCUGUUGCUUUGAAGAAUGACACGUCAGCAGUGUUAUCAGGAAAUCUAAACCAAUUGGCUGACGUGGACGGUGAUGAUCAGCCGUGGAGCUUUCUAAUGGAAAAUGACGAAGGAGGAGGUGGCGACGCCGCCGGAGAGCUUACGAUGCUAUUGUCCGGUGACAUUACGUCAUCAUGUUCUUCUUCGUCAUCUUUGUGGAUGAAGUAUGGAGAAUUCGGAUACGAAGAUUUAGAACUUGGAUGUUUCGAUGUUUAGAGAUUCAAGUAUGUUUAAUUAGGCCGUAGGUUGAUUAAUCAUAAGGUUCAUUGACUUCAUUCUAGAAUUGUGUAGUUGGACCAGUAUAAAGAAUCAAAGUUAUAAAACAUUGUAAUUUGAUUUCCAAAUUAAUCUAAUGAAUAAAUGUGCUUUGCACUUUGAAUGUCCC
Molecule: messenger RNA, 1054 nt
Organism: Arabidopsis thaliana (thale cress)
Lineage: Eukaryota; Viridiplantae; Streptophyta; Magnoliopsida; Brassicales; Brassicaceae
Gene: MYB99
Product: myb domain protein 99
Exons: 2
Coding region: 148-885 (245 amino acids)
Biological process (GO): DNA-templated transcription; regulation of DNA-templated transcription
Cellular component (GO): nucleus
Molecular function (GO): DNA binding
Source: RefSeq, marked reviewed